Molecule: messenger RNA, 330 nt
Organism: Laccaria bicolor S238N-H82
Lineage: Eukaryota; Fungi; Basidiomycota; Agaricomycetes; Agaricales; Hydnangiaceae
Exons: 1
Coding region: 1-153 (50 amino acids)
Source: RefSeq, a predicted model, not a curated record
AUGCACACGCUUGACAAGUACGAUCUCCCUCCAAUACCAGUGAAUAUUUCCAUAAUCAUCAUCCGAUCUUCUCUCUUGUCGGAUGGACUCCGAAAACAGGGUGUGGGGAGGUCCGUCGGCCUCAAGGCCAACGCCAAGGUCCAGCCAAUAUGAUGUCGGCUUAGCUUAGCUAAAUUCGGCUUCAAGAUCGUUCGAUUUUAGCGGUGAAGCCCACGCUAAGCAAAGGAGACCCGAACAAGCCUGUACUUUAUAUAGCCUCAACGACAACAUCCGCCUUGCGCAGAAUCGACCAUAGCUACACGUCCAGCUUCGAAGAUCACUCGUGAAUGA